AUGCUGCUCAGUGCAGCCUUGUCAUUUUUCUUCCUUCUCUACUUCAACCGACUCUUCGCCUCGAUAGUCUCAUACGGAAUCCGCACAUGGUCCUGGCACAAGCAUAAGAUAUGGAUUGACAUUGGUGCAAUACAAAUAUCUCUACUUGGAGGGCGAAUCUUCUUCCACGGCCUGCGGUACCACGGCUCUAAUGAGACCUUCUUGGUCCAACACGGUUACGUAACAUGGCGAUAUUGGCUCAGGAGAGUCCGAGAAGUGGACGUUGUUGCCGACAGCCCCCAGGAGAGUGCGGUUCCAGGAAGAGAUAAGAACGCCAAACGUCCAUGCCGCAUCAGCGUUAACCUCAUCGGCGUCGAGUGGUUCGUUUACAAUCGGAGUCCCGCCUACGACUCGGUUCUUGCAGGCCUCUCCGACUCUAAGCCGGACCACCCAGGAUUGCAGCCAGCAGAUGUCUUUGCCCCAGAAGCCAAAGAUGAUUCGAAUCCGAGUCUCCGCUCGCGAAGAUCUCACCGAGACCCAUCCGAGCUAACUAGGGAGCCAAACGGAGCCAAAAACGAGACCAGGGACUCAGAGAAGCACUCCCUCGACGAUAGCUCUAGUCCAGAGAGCCGCGACGGUGCCAGUUCUCGCUCAGGGAGCGCCUUAGAGGAUGACGUGGUUCGGAGGCGAUCUGAUUUGCCAUUCCUCGUCCAACUCCUCCCUAUUAACAUCUACUGUCAGAAGGCAGCAGCCGUCAUCGGAAAUGAAAAUACCAAGGGCAUCCUUACAUUCAAGUCCGACUACCUGACGGCCGACAUUGAUGCAUCAGAGACUCAAACUGUCGACCCUUAUCGUCAAGUAUUUAAAAUCGACUUCGAACACCCAGUGAUCGAGCUCAAGGACAACGAGGACUUCAAGAGCGAUCAAGCUGGGCGUGCAACUGGCAACCAGCUCCCGGUCCAGACUGCUGCUAAAGCCACCCUCUUCCGACGCCGCUAUCGCAAGACCGUCAUCUUUUUGCGCAAGAUGCUACAUCGUGCAAGGCCUUUCAACCCCAUGCAAGUGAAUUCGGGGCCUUCUCAGGGGGCUCCUUCCUCGCGCAUACCUGGCGAUGGGCAGUGGCAGGGCCUGUCAAGGUAUUUGGACGACCAAGAAAAUGACGAUAAGGCUCGUUGGUCAUCAAUUGAGUACGCAGCCGAAAACACGAUCCUAGACUCCCCCGCUGCCAGUCUGACUGUUUACUGGGACGCCGUCACGAAAGUCGCACCCCACCAUAUGAGCCAUGACUUUCGUACCGAUAUGAAUGGGGGAGAAGCUCCCGCCUGGGGUAUGGACUUCUCCAUCAAGGGAGGUUCGGUCAGCUAUGGGCCUUGGGCUGAUCGACGACGGGCCGACCUUCAGCGCGUCUUCUUUCCUAGUCUAUGCAAGGAUGCCUCUGCGGCGACACCGAUACCAGCUGGGUCAUGGAGGGCUCCGACUCAAUUCAAAGUCCUCAUUGAGCUGGAAGACACUGUGACUGUCAAGGUCCCGUUCCGAGAGCAGUCAAAGAACUGGCGCUGGCGUGGCCAAGAUACGCAUAUGAAACCCAAGCUUGGAGCCGGCCGAAAGCGUCGGGGCCGUGCAGCAAAAGACGGCAAAGGAGAAGCUGGCCCGCAACGACCGGCUGCUUGGCUUGAGGCAAAAGUCUUCGCAAAUUCGACAAUUGCCUACGAUAUGGACAUGUUCGCUUCAGAAACUGGGUACCAGAAUUUACUCAACAUUGAUCUCUCAGGAUCGGAAUUACGCAGUGUUGUGAAUCAGAGGAUUCUCUGGAAAUCCGGGCCUCAACGCAUGAGUUGCGAUCUCUCCAACCCCCUUUCGUGGAACUCGCAUCGUCUCUGGCGUUUCAACUUUGAUUUUGACGAUCUUGAACUAUACCUCCUUCGCGACCACGUUUUUCUACUCAUUGACCUCAUCGAUGACUGGACCACUGGACCUCCAUCAGACUACCUCACCUUUGUUCCCUUUACCUACCUCCUCAACUUGCAGUUGAAAAACACCAAGAUUUUCGUCAAUGUUAAUGAGGCCAAUAUCAUUGACAAGCCAGGCGCUCUUGACGAGAAUUCCUUUAUAAUUCUUUCAAGCCCGCUGUUAUGCGUGGGCACCUCCAUCGCCUUGGACUCAUUUCGACCGGAAAAGAGCUCGAUCCCUUUCGAUAUACGCGGCGACAGGGUAGACUUGUCGUUCCAUUUGCCCCAAUGGAGCACACAGGCUGCCUUUACUCAUUCUGGCGAGUUGGGCCAGGUGAAGAACCUGGUGGUAGAGGGUGGCUACCAUUACCAUGCAACCACAUCACCUGCGAACACGGAUACCCUGGUUCUGAGCGUAAACGGCGACUCGCUAUACACCUACCUGUACGGCUUUGUCGUCAGGUACUUCCUCCUGCUCAAGGAUAAUUAUUUUGGCGAGCACGUUCACUUCCGCACCCUCGAUGAGUACCAAGAACAACUCCAGCUCAAGGAGCAGAACCCUGAUGCCGAGGCAGGGACUGGACAGCCGAGCAAGAAAUCCAAUGACUUGGACGUCAUGUUAAGCAUCAAAAUCAACGACCCCAAGUUCAUGCUCCCAUCAAACUUGUAUUCGCCCAAACGCUAUAUACAGGGCGAGCUCUCCAGCCUGUCACUCGAUUUGCGAUUCACCAACUACUACAUGGACUUGGAGGUGGACCUGAGCCCCCUCAACCUGUCUUUUAGUGACUCAGAACCAGAUGUUGAUUCGGCAGGCGGCUUGACAUCAAGCACUCAGCUCUACAUAGAUGGCAUUCGAGUCUUCGGAAACCGCUUGUUUGGUAUACCACCAACGGAACCCACCUAUUUGUGCAACUGGGACGUGUCGGUGGGUAAAGUGUCGGGGGAGUGUAUUUCGGAUUUCAUCCAUGCGCUCGCCGGGACACUUGGUGCUCUGGGGUCCUCCUUUGAUGAUGUCGAGAAUGCACUCGUGCCCUACUUCUCUCUCGUUUUUGACGAUGUGACGUUUGCAAGAGUUGCUGUUGAAUCCAUUAACAUCUGGCUUCAUAUAGACGAGGCCGCGUUUCUUCUGUCAACUGGCACAAUUGAAAUAUCCUCCAAUGACUGGGCCCGCUCGCACUACUCCAGCCGAGCCAAUAUCAACAUCCCCAACAUUCAGAUAUCAUGCGUGAACUCCGAAUCGGCGGCGAGACACAAGACACACCCGGGACGCCCAGUGGAGACCCAGGCCUACCUGCACACAGACGUACAUCUUGCCGUGGUUGGGAGGAAACUCCAUUUCUCGCAAAAACGCCACACUCAGCAGGAAUUAGUGCGGAGAGAGGACCAACGCACGAACCGCACUCCAUUCCUCAUCAUCCCGGAAUAUGCGGGUGAGUUUGUGCCAGAGCCUGGGGACCCGCCGGCUCAGGGUGUACCGAUUCCUCCGCAGCCCUUGCUUGACAAUGGAAGCGACGGAAGCUCUUUCAGAAGUACGACUAGUGCUACUAGUUCUAGGAGGUCACAUUAUCUGCGUCGCCAAACGUCGUUCCUCUCGUCUCGGUCGAGCGCACGCAGUGUGAGGCGUUCAUCAAGUCAUCCGAGAACAACAUUCGGCUUACGGCCUACGGAUCUGGCACGCGGCAGCUCUUUCAGAGAUGAUGCCUCCAACUCUUUUGACUGCCGCUCAUCAUUCUAUAGCGCACGCGCCGACGGCAGCGUUGCAGAGAGCCAGCAUCCUACUUUGACAUUCUUUAGCCAGUAUUAUGAACCUCACUUUGCUCUGGCAGGAGCUCAGCCGGAUACUCGGGAGGCACCCCAAUUAGACGACGACGAUGGCAGCAGUGUGGGCCAUGAGGAAGAUGAAUUCCUGAGCGGCUACGCAACCCAGCUCGAAGAUAUCCACCCAAACCAACUCAGCGACGACCACGCUCACUCGAGCACCUUGAUCGAAUUCACAUCCGGCGUCACGGCUUUUAUUAAGCCAGAGGCCAUCAAAUAUGCAAUGAAGCUUGUCUCAGCUCUUCAGCCCGUCGAGCCUGAGGACAUACUGGACUCUCUCCAGGAAAAUUGCAUAUCAAAGAUAUCCAGUUUGACAAAGAAAAAGGCAACAAACGGGUCCGUUUCAGACCUCAUGAUCAGGCUUCCAAAGGCUAGAAUUCGUUUCCUGACCUCUUCAUUUUCCAUCGACGGCUCUUCCAACAUAGUUGAGCAGGAGGAAGAUCAGUACGACUUUUCAAUCUCAAAGCUAGGCCUUGUUACCCGCACAAGCAGGGGCCAUGAUGACACCUCGAAUCAGGAGACCGUGGGUUCCAAAACGUCACUCUACCUUCAGCUUGGCUCCGCUGAGGUCUCGGCCUCUGAGAGGCUGUCGUCACUCGAGAAGCCACAGGCAGCCAUGGUGUUCCGGGUGGACAAUGUCGCCGUUUCUGUGGGCGCUAAAGAAGUGACGUAUUUUGAUGUCGACAUUGGCUCCGUCAUUGGCAGUUCUGCUUCGGGCAAGGUCGAAUACCUGGCCUCCCUCAUCCAUCGGACAUCUCGCUUAGCCACUGAAUUGGGACGACUGAUCGAAGACACGUCCAGGCGUCACGAGGAGCGCCUCAAAUACUGCACCUAUCGAUUGCUGAAAGAGGGAACGUCGACGCAGGACCCGUCCUUCAUGAUUCGGCCCUCAGCCGUCCUGCGCUCAGUACAGAAUCAUCUUCGUACGUAUGAUUCGUGGAAGCUCAUUAUGAGAUUGCGCCAGAUCUGGAGUACAAUGGACCCGCGUUCAAGGAAUGAAUUUAUGCAUGAUAUCUCAGGCGACUUCCCGCUAGUUCCUGAAGAUGCUGUCGAUUUUGUCCAGGAGGAAUUUCAUCGUUGGCGAGGAUGGGAUCUGGAGAAUAUCCGAGGUUCCUUUUUGCUCCAACGCGUCUUUGGCCCCACAGACAAUCCUCCCGAGGCUCCUGCGGCACAGGACGCCCUCCUUGGAGCCUGCAGCUUGAGUGAGCUGCAGUUUGUCUUAGACCCGGGCCCAAAGGAAAACAAAGUCGGGAUCAUGGAGAUAGCUGCGAGGAUUGACAAGAAGAUCCCAAGCCCUGACAGUCAAGUCCUGAGCGGGAGCCAGGGGCCUGCGCCGCUCAUUGUUCUCAAUAUUUGCUGCGAUGAGGCCGCCGUCAAUAUCAACUGGGAGCUGGGUGAGCUCGUUGAUGAUGUCCUUCGCUUGUACAAUCGCAGUCAAGAAAAUGCAGGUUACGAAGUGUCGACUACGGCAAAGUCGAAGGGGGCAACAGAAGCAGCGCCGACGCACCAGCCCAAAGACCCUAUGGAUCUACACCUGGUGGUGGAGGUGGCCCAUGGAUCUCUGGAAGUUGAAACGAUCAAUCUCAAGUCUAAUACGGUGACUGGUGACUUCAAGGCCUCUGCCAUCAUGCAUGCUGGCAACGGAGAGGCGCCGAUCUCGUCGAAUGUGGUUCUCAACUGCAACUCUGUCACAUCUGAUCUUCUGAGUUAUACACGGACUAUGAGCUCAUUCCAACUCGUGGACCCGACGGUUUUUGUGGCACAAGAGCUCCAGGAAUCCUCCGACGCCUCUAUUCGAACAGUCAAGGCUACUGCCAGCAGUCGCGACUUCAACUUCGCAGUCAAAGAGGAUCCUAUAGGCCUAAUGGAGGUUCUUGAUCUGCUGUUGAAAGACGAAGUCGCGCAUGUUCUCAACCUCGUCGAAAGACUCCCAGCCAAGAAGGAGCAGAAGCCAAAGCAUUCCAUUAAUAUCAAGGACCGUCUAUCAACGUUUAGGUUCAAUGUGGCACUGUUCUUAGACAAGUACACCAUCAGCGUUCCGCUGUUGCAAUCGCUCACCUAUAAAAUAUCAGGAAGCGUGGCGCGUGCAGCAUGUGCGGCUAACUACGGGAGGGAAAUCAUACUUGACUUUGACAUCAAGGAGAACUCGCAUGAGAUGCAAAUCGACGUUCGCAAUAAGCCGAGGAGGAUUUCCCUGCUCCAGAUACCUCCCAUCAAUGGUCGCAUCAGUAGCCAGAUGCAGCAGUCAGAGCACAUUCUUACGAUCCUCUCAUCGGUAGAAAUGAUACAGCUGGAUGCGUCGGCUGUCUACAGUAUUCUCGGGGCUCUCAAUCGGCCACAGAUAUCCAGUGCUCUUGAGGAGAUGAAGGAACAGAGCAGGACGAUACAGAGGCAUGCGGCCGAAGUCUUUGGCACGAAGGAGCCACCAAGCAAGCCCUCGCCGGCAAACCCCGCCGAUGAAUCUGUCUCAGAACAGCUUGUGUAUAACGUACAUCUGACUCUGGCUGGUCUCCAAGUAUCUUCCAUCACACCUCUCGCCUCCAGGGUCGAACCCGUGUCCCAAGUCUUGUUCUCCGUGGAGAAGAUGUACUUGCAGUCAAGCAACCGGCACGAGGCUUCGGCACCCAUCUCCAAGUACCCCGAGGUACAUGUCAACAUCAAACAGAUCGCGCUGGACAUACGACGAGGCACUCGAGAUGCAAUGCGGUCGUGCGGCCGAAUCGGUGCUGGGGUGACCGUUUCAGCCGGCGUUCAGCAUAGUGACGACGGGAAAGAUGACUGGGCAUUUGAUUUCAAGAGUCCGGACCUAGAUAUCAGCCUGUCUCCAGAGACUAUAUCGACCGCGCUGGUAGUGCUCGCCUAUCUCAGGGGGAAGAUUAAGGAUCUUGAUACUUCCCGGGAGCUGAACUACCUUCGAAAGCUUAGGCAACCGAAACCUCGCAUCGUGGUGGAGGACAGUGAUGCUGCUACCAGUGAAGAGGCGGACAUUCUAGACUCGGUUCUGUCAUCACUGGUCUACCAUUUCCAGCUGCAGAACAUCCGAGCCUGCUGGAACGUGGCCAGCGACGGAGACGACCGCAGCAGCAGCAAGGAGGAUCUGGCACUGUCCAUCAAACUCAUACAGUUUGGGACUAAAACCAAGAAGUCAGCACGUCUGACCAUCGAAGACUUCCAACUCCAGACGGUGCCCCUGGGGCAAGACAAAACUAUCCGUUCACUGCACUCGGCCCUCCUCCCAGAAGUCAUCUUCAACAUCGCCUACGUUUCUACUCCGACGGCUCGCCGCAUGGCGUUCCAGGCCGUGGGCCAGUCGCUGGACCUCAGGCUCACGUCAGGGUUUAUCAUGCCUGCGGCCAACCUUGCAGAAUCCAUAUCCCUGUCGAUCAAGAACGUUCGCGAAGCGUCCACUGAGUGGAGCCUCACGAACGAGACUACUAAGAAGCAAGAGGGCCUGUCAAACACGGAGCGCCCCUGGAACCUCUUUGGCAAGAAGCGUCUGGAGAAUCUGCUUAUCGACGCCGACUUUGCGGGCUCAGUGGUUCACAUUUCCAGCAAGAGAGAUUUCAGCGAUUCAUCAAGAACCUCCAAGAUCAACCGGCCGUCACUAGCUGGCAAAUAUGGACAAUUCAACGCCGAUGAUUCCGGUAGUGGCGCGGUUUUACAAUCCCCGGGAUUGGCCUGGAAGUUUGAGUUUCAGGACAACGGGCACGACGCGCCAACACUUUCCGGGGAAGUCAAGAUUGACGCGUCAAGCAAUAUCCUGUACCCAUCAGUGGUUCCUCUGAUACUCGACAUGGUCGCUAGUGUCCAGGAGGUGGUGAGGGUUGACGAUGGCACGGUGAAACCGGCGGCGGGAGAGGACGCGCAAUCAAAUCCAAAGGCGGGUUCGGGAGGCCCGGACUCGGCUACGCCCGCCGAAUCUGGCGAUGAGAAUAUCCUCUCAACGGAUCCCAGCGCUUUUCUAGGCGGCGCGAGACUGAACCUUGCGCUGCGUAUAUCCAGACAGGAGUUUUCGCUCAGCUGUCAGCCAAUCGCUCGUGUGGCUGCGACGGCGCGUUUCGAUGGCAUCUACGUCACGGUCAAUACGGUGUCGUCGGCAGAUCACGGGAACUUCUUUGCCGUCUCUGGCACAUUUUCGGGGCUGCAGGCCUCCGUGCAGCACGUCUAUUCGAGGGAUUCGACGGGUAGCUUCGAGAUAGAGACUGCGACGCUAUCCCUGAUGAACAGCAAACACGUCAGUGGCACGAGUGGCCUAUCCGCCAUCCUCAACAUCAGUCCCAUGAAGGUAUCGGUGAAUGCAAAGCAGUUGCAGGACUUCCUCCUCUUCCGGGAGAUCUGGUACCCCGAGGAGCUGCGCCGGAGCAACGCAGCACCGGUGGCGAAGCCGGCGAUGGAGAAUUUGCAGCAGGCUCAUCUCGUGCAGCGGUACCAGCAAGUAGCGGCGACGGCGGCAUUCCCAUGGACAGCAACCAUAUCGGUAGCGGCGCUGGAUGUGGCAGUGGAUCUAGGCCAGGCGAUCGGGAAGUCGGUGUUUCAGAUCCACAACUUCUGGGUGUCGUCCAAGAAGACAUCUGGUUGGGAGCAGAAUCUCUGCCUGGGCUUCCACAAGGUUGGGGUCGACUGUAGCGGCCGCCUCAGUGGCUUUGUGGCACUUCAGGAUUUCAGGCUGCGUACGUCAAUCCAAUGGCCGAGGCGCGAGCAGGCACUCAACGAGACUCCCAUGGUACAGGCGUCGUUAGGCUUCAAUGCCCUGCGCCUGAAGGCAGCAUUUGAUUACCAGGCGUUCCUAGUAGCCGACAUCCGCACGCUAGAGUUCCUCAUGUAUAAUGUCCGCGAGAGCCGGAGCGGCCGGGGUGACCGGCUGGUGGCUAUCUGCGAUAGUGAAGCGGUGCAGGUGUUUGGCACGACAACUUCGGCCUCGCAGGCUGUGGCGCUCUACCAGGCGCUCAAGAAGCUGGCCCAGGAACGCAGGGAGAACCUGCAGUCAUCUCUCAAGGAUAUCGAGAAGCUGAUGCGGCGCCGGUCUAGCACGAUACGGCACGCAGCGCCACCGCAGCAACAACGGGCGUCGUCGGAUGCAUCCAAGAUGGCGGGGGAUGUGGCUGGGGAGGCUGGAGCGGAGUCUUCUGAAGUGGAGGCGCAGACCAAGUCCCCCAUCUCCCUGGACACUGACGUGGUGGUGACGCUCAAGGCACUCAACCUUGGCGUGUUUCCGAGCACGUUUGCGGGUAACCAGGUGUUCAAGGUUGAGGCACUGAACGCGUACGCGCGGUUCGCGGCCAGCAUGGACACGGGUCGGAUCCACAGCAUCCUCAAGAUGACGCUGGGUCAGCUGCGGAUAGGACUUGCGGAGGUGCGCAACGCGGAUGGGCCCAAGACGCUGAGCGAGACGUCGGUCGAGGACGUGGUGCAGCGGGCGACGGGGUCACGCGGGGGCACCAUCCUCAAGGUGCCACAAGUGUCGGCCGUGAUGGAGACGUGGCAGAAGCCGAACAGCAGCGCCAUCGACUACGUCUUCAAGAGCGCCUUCGAGGGCAAGGUGGAGGUGGGGUGGAACUACUCUCGCAUCAGCUAUAUCCGGGGUAUGUGGGCGAAGCACCGCAAGUCCCUGGAGCAGACGUGGGGGCGAGAGUUACCGAUGACAGCGGUCAGGAUUACCGGCGUUCCAGAAGCGGAGGGGGGCAGUGGCGGCGUCAACGGGGGCGGCGGGGAGGGCCGAGACGGUGGGACGGGCGGUAGAUCCAGCGCCGAUGCGCGCACGCAGCAAGGGCAGCAGAAGAUCACGGCAGAGGUCAACGUCCCGCAGUCCAAGUACAACUACCUAGCGUUGGAGCCGCCGAUCAUCGAGACGCCACAGCUGAGGGAUAUGGGAGAGGCUACACCCCCCCUAGAGUGGAUCGGGUUGCACCGAGAUAAGCUGCCGAACCUGACGCAUCAGAUUGUCAUUGUGUCACUCCUUGAGCUGGCCGGCGAGGUGGAAGAUGCAUACGCUAAGAUUUUGGGAGUGACCUGA
This is a messenger RNA of Geosmithia morbida, 9759 nucleotides long. RefSeq names its product fermentation associated protein. Gene Ontology annotation, biological process: fermentation. Bases 1 to 9759 code for a protein of 3252 amino acids. Gene Ontology annotation, cellular component: membrane. NCBI's taxonomy places the organism in Eukaryota, Fungi, Ascomycota, Sordariomycetes, Hypocreales, Bionectriaceae. The transcript has a single exon. The record is from RefSeq and is a predicted model, not a curated record.